Molecule: messenger RNA, 2287 nt
Organism: Aegilops tauschii subsp. strangulata
Lineage: Eukaryota; Viridiplantae; Streptophyta; Magnoliopsida; Poales; Poaceae
Product: protein S-acyltransferase 21
Biological process (GO): protein targeting to membrane; peptidyl-L-cysteine S-palmitoylation
Cellular component (GO): Golgi apparatus; endoplasmic reticulum
Molecular function (GO): protein-cysteine S-palmitoyltransferase activity
Source: RefSeq, a predicted model, not a curated record
UUCCACUACCGCCGUCGCCACGCACACCCACUUCACCACGCCUUCCUUCCUCCUCUUCCCCUCCCUCUCUCCCCUCUCUCUCCCCCGGCGCAGCGCAGGCCGAGAGGUGCCGUACCGUACGGGGCGCUAGGGUUUACUCCGUGCGGCUCGGGAUCUCGCGCCCCCCCAAUGCAGUCCCCGCCGCCGCCGCAGCCGCGUCGCUGAUCCCGUGGCCGCUCGCCCCGCCUCCGCCGCGGCAGCGCCGCCAUGGCGCGGCGCCACGGGUGGCAGCUCCCCGCCCACACCCUGCAGGUGGUUGCUAUAACAGUGUUCUUCUUGCUCUGUAUAGCAUUCUAUGCUUUCUUGUCUCCGUUUCUUGGGAAGGACUUGUAUCAGUAUAUUGCAAUCGGUGUUUAUAGUUUUCUGGCCUUAUCGGUACUGAUUCUAUAUGCUAGAUGUACUGCUAUUGAUCCUGCUGACCCUGGCAUCCUGAUUAGCGUCAAUGGUGCACUAAUCUAUAAAUCAGAAGCAAACGUAGACACUCAAGAAGAAGCUGGCAAAUCAGGAUUGGAAGCCAACGAGGAAAUCAGAAAGCAUAGAUCAUGUUUAGGAACUGGUUGUUUUUGUUGUGCUAUUUUUAAGAAAGAGGAUUGUCGCAAAGAAGAUGAAGCUUACCAACAAGAAAAUUAUGCCGAGGAGGCACUCUUUUGCACCCUUUGCAACACAGAGGUGCGAAAAAAUAGUAAACAUUGUCGGAGCUGUGACAAGUGUGUUGAUGGUUUUGAUCAUCAUUGUCGGUGGCUGAACAAUUGUGUUGGAAGGAGAAAUUAUAUGACUUUUUUGUGCCUUAUGGCUGUGAGUCUUGCUUGGCUUGCGGUUGAAUGUGGAGUUGGUAUUGCUGUGUUUGUACGUUGCUUCACUGAUAAAGCAGCAAUUGAACAACAAAUAGGGGAAAAGCUGGGCUAUGGUCUUUCACGAGCGCCCUUUGCAGUCAUUGUGGCCUUGAGUACAGCUCUUGCUGUGCUUGCUUCAGUGCCCCUGGGGGAGUUGUUCUUCUUCCAUAUGCUAUUAAUCAAGAAGGGCAUCACAACUUAUGAAUAUGUUGUGGCAAUGAGGGCUCAGAGUGAACCUCCUGGUCUCUCUGUCAAUGAUGAGCAGCAAAGCUUGCCAUCUUCUCCCAUGAGUUCUGCACCAACUGCUUUCAGCGGGAGCUCGUUUGCACGGCACUACAAAGGUGCAUGGUGCACUCCACCACGCAUCUUUGUUGACCAGGAUGAAAUCAUUCCACACUUGGGACCUGGGCGAUUGCCUUCAACUGUUGAUCCUGAUAGCACAGACCCGGUCGAAAGAGCCAAACAACACGCCAAGCGCCAAGUUCGCAUUAACCCAUGGAAGCUGGCAAAACUUGAUUCAAACGAGGCCAUGAAAGCAGCAGCAAAAGCCAGAGCCUCUUCAUCCGUGCUGAAACCAAUCAAUAGCCGUUCCCAGUAUGAUGCCGACCAGUGCUCCAGCGAUAACCUCAGCUGCAGAAGCAGUGUCAUGAGUGCUGAUACCAACAACCACAUCGACACUCGGUCUGGCAGGAAUGCUCCGUACAGGUCCCCUUAUCCACCCAGUAUAGCAAGUGCAGAUGACAUUGAGCUGUACCCUCAGACACCCAGCAGCUUCCAGAGCAACUCACGGACUCCGACGCCUAUUGCAGAGCACCAUCCCUCAAAGCAUUUCAACCCAAUCUAUCAGACAUCAGCAAACAGGUCCCCAUUCUCAGCCAAAGGAAAUGAAGCGGCCAUACCAGAAGCCAACAACGCAAGGAGGUUUAGUGCGCCGAACACAGAUAGAUCUCCUCGGUCAUCGGUUUACUGGGAUCAGGAAGCUGGCCGGUUCAUGUCUGCGCAGGCAAACCAGGUACCGAGCUCUCGGGUAACCCGGCCCGACCUUCUGUACACUGGUCAGUCUAUAUUCUUCGGUGGACCUCUGAUGGCAGAUUCUGCGACCAGAAGUUUCAGAGACCCUGGCGGCUCGAGCCAGCGCUCCGGUGUGUCUCGGCCUCACCAGCUCCCCGUGUUCAUUCCCGCUGAUCCCCAUAAAGAUCACCUCCCCAAGUUGCCGUGAAAUGAACUGUUUUCGGAGUAUCCGCGUGAAGCACCUGUUUCUCUGCUUCAUGGUGGCAUGAUGCAAUGUAUAGUCCUCAGUUCUUGCAUCAGACAUUGUAGGUUAUGAUUUUGUGUCAGCUAGGUGGAAAUUGAAAUUAAUUUAGUAACGAUUUUAAUACGGAAUCAUGAAGUCUCUUUUGUUUAUCAAGGAAAAA